AAAUCUAAACCAUUACUACAUCUCUCCUCCUCCUUCGUCUCUAUCUCUAUUAUCUCUCUCUCUCUCUCUCUCUCUCUCUCUCUCUCUCUCUACGUCCGCCAUUGAUGAUGUAGCCACCACUCAGCCAGCGAGCUCGCUCAAGCAAACCCAAUCGCCGUUACAGUAAUGGGAAGGUCGACGAGGUCGGGCCAUCACUACCGGUCGUCACAGACCCUCCCGUCGUCCCCGACCCACUCCCUCUCCUCCUCCUCCUCCGACUUCGAGUUCACCGUCUCGAUCUCCCCCCGCAAGUCCUCCGCCGCCCUCUGCCCCGCCGACGAGCUCUUCUACAAGGGCCAGCUCCUCCCCCUCCAGCUCUCCCCCCGCCUCUCCAUGGUCCGCACCCUCCUCCUCUCCUCCCCCUCCUCCUCCGGCACCGCCACAGACUCCUCCCGCGACUCCUCCGGCAGCUCCUCCGACUUCUCCUCCUGCUGCGACUCCUCCCGCCCCAGCUCCGCCGCCGACCCCUACGACGAGGAGCUCAAGCGCCUCACCGUCAACAGCAACCACCCCCACCACCACCAGAUCAGAGGCAAGUCGGAGACGUCCGGCAAGUACUUCUCCCUCCCCAAGCUCUCCUCCGUCUUCCGGAAGGACGCCAAUGCCAAAAGCCGCGAGCUGUCCUCCGUCAAGCGAAUGAGCGCAUCCGCCAAGGAGGUCUUCCGAAGGUAUUUGAAAAAGGUUAAACCGCUGUACGAGAAGCUGUCCACGAAACAACAGCAGCAGCAGCAGCGGAUGGGCAAAAUGACAUCCGUACCCUCGAAGCUGGACGAUGCCAUCAUCAGAUCCGCCACCUCCCUCGGCCACGAAGCAUCACCUGCUGCACCAGGCAAGGGCGGGAGCGCAAGGAGGGAUGUCGGGGGCAGCAUGUUCGACCACUCGUUCUCGGGUAACCUCCGGUACCCGAGGAUCGGCGGCAGCAGCAGCAAGCGGAUCAAUGCCUGCGCCGCAUCGAGCUGCCCGUCCUCGAUGCGGUCCUCGCCGAGCCACUCCGGUGUGCUGGGCAGGGGAGGGUACCCGGGCCCGGCGAGGACCGGAUCCGGGGGAGGGGCGGGGUACUUUUACGGGGACAGCGUGGCGUCGACCAUGGAGGAGCUGCAGAGCGCGAUACAGGGUGCGAUAACACACUGCAAGAACUCGAUGAUGCAGCAGCAGCAGCAGAGCACGAGCAAGCAGCGGGAUCCGGGGCAGAGCAGUAAAUUCGGUCUGAAUGUGAUUUGAUUUAAGCUUUUCGUCUUGUCCUUUUUGUCUCUGUACUUUGCUGUUUUAUUGAAUUUUUUUUUUUCCUGAUCAAUCAGUAGAAAGAAAAGAGUUGGGAAAAUGUGUAAAAAGGGAAAACCGAUUUUUCUGUUUUCUGUUUUCCACUGGAGGGAUAGCCAGCCGGGAGGAGAAGAUGAGAUGAAAUCAUGAUGAAGGGGAAGGGAAGGGAAGCCAAGCGAGGGAGAGAUGAAAAACAUGUGAUGUCUCUGAAGAAGAGGAGCUGGCAGAAUCUCUCGAUGAAAUCGAGAAUCUGAAGAGAUUCUCUCUCUCUCUCUCUCUCUCUCUCUCUAUCUCUUCCUUAAGGGGAGAUGAGAAAAAGGUUUGACUUCACCAUAUACAGAGGUUAUGAAACGGUCAAUUUUAGCU
Punica granatum (pomegranate) is the source of this 1665-nucleotide messenger RNA. NCBI's taxonomy places the organism in Eukaryota, Viridiplantae, Streptophyta, Magnoliopsida, Myrtales, Lythraceae. The record is from RefSeq and is a predicted model, not a curated record.